AUAUAUUGAUCUCCAUCUGUCAUGGACUCAUGGAAGAAACGUUUCUGCAAUAGUUUCCGUUAACUUAUUCUCUAUACCCUCUUUAUUCGCCUUUCAAACUCCUAACGGGUUCUUCUUACACAGUUCUUGAUUGAGUCUUGACUUCAACAUGAGCGAUGCCAAAGAACAAUUUCUCAGAGAGUUUGGUGAAUAUUACGGCUAUCCUAACGGCUCCAAGUCCAUUGAUCAAAUUCGAGCCACUGAAUUCAAGAGAUUACAAUUACAAGAUCUUGUAUACUUGGAUCAUGCUGGUGCGACUUUAUACUCUGACCUGCAAAUGGAAUCAGUUUUCAAUGAUCUAACCACUAACGUAUACGGAAAUCCUCAUAGCCAAAGUGAUUCCAGUUCUGCAACUCUUGAGAUCGUGAGGGAUGCCCGCCAGCAGGUCCUUGACUACUGCAAUGCAUCUCCCAAAGAAUACAAAUGUGUAUUUACCUCAGGGGCAACAGCAGCGCUGAAGCUGGUUGGAGAGGCUUUUCCGUGGUGUUGUAACAGUAAUUUUAUGUAUACAAUGGAGAAUCAUAAUAGUGUUCUUGGAAUAAGAGAAUAUGCUCUUGGUCAAGGAGCAUCGGCCAUUGCGGUAGAUAUUGAAGAGGAUAUACAUCCUGGAAUAACAGGAGAACUGAUUUCUACGAAGGUAUCACUACAUGAGAUUCAAAGGAGAAAAGUAGCUGGAUCACUGGAAGGAGAGCCAACAGGUGUUGUGUAUAAUUUGUUUGCCUUUCCCUCAGAGUGCAAUUUCUCAGGGUUGAGAUUUGGCAUGGACUUGGUGAAGAUUAUCAAAGAAGACUCGAGCAAGAUUUUGGGAAUUUCUUCAGCUUGCAAAAAUGGACAAUGGAUGGUCUUGAUUGAUGCUGCAAAGGGAUGUGCUACCAUGCCACCUGAUUUGUCUAAGUAUCCUGCAGAUUUUGUUGCUAUCUCAUUUUAUAAGCUGUUUGGCUAUCCAACUGGGCUUGGAGCUCUCAUUGUUCGAAAUGAUGCUGCCAAGUUACUGAAGAAGACUUAUUUUAGUGGAGGAACAGUUAGUGCAUCGAUUGCUGAUAUUGAUUUCAUUAAAAGAAGGGAAGGUAUUGAGGAACUGUUUGAGGAUGGAACUAUUUCAUUCUUGAGCAUAGUAUCUAUCCACCAUGGCUUCAAAAUCCUGAAUUCUCUAACUGUAUCAGCAAUAUCAAGACAUAUAGCAUCUCUUACAUUGUAUACAAGGAAAAUGCUUUCAGCCAUGAAGCAUGGCAAUGGAUCUAGUGUCUGCAUCCUCUAUGGACAUCAUAACUCAAUGGGACUGUGUCAUGAAAUGGGUUCAGUAAUUUCAUUCAACUUAAAACGGCCAGAUGGUUCUUGGUAUGGAUAUCGCGAAGUGGAGAAGCUGGCAUCACUUUCAGGAAUUCAGCUAAGGACAGGAUGCUUCUGCAAUCCAGGUGCAUGUGCAAAAUACCUUGGCUUGUCUCAUGUGGAUCUUAUUUCAAAUACUGAGGCUGGCCACAUUUGUUGGGAUGACCAUGAUAUAAUCAAUGGUAAACCUGUUGGAGCUGUAAGAGUAUCCUUCGGUUACAUGUCAACAUAUGAGGAUGCUAAGAAAUUUGUUGAUUUUGUUGCAAAUUCCUUCAUGUCACCUCGAAAUCACAUUGACCACUAUGGGAAUCAAUUGAAAGGCCUUGAGAAGGGUUUUGUGGAUAAUGGUUAUUUUCUCAAAUCAAUUACAAUAUAUCCGAUAAAAUCCUGUGGAGGUUUCAGUGCAAGAAGUUGGCCUCUUAGCAACAAUGGCCUAAGACAUGAUCGCGAAUGGAUUCUAAAAAGCCUUGCUGGCGAAAUACUUACACAGAAAAAGGUUCCUGAAAUGGGCUUUAUAGGCACCUUUAUUGACCUCAGCCAGGGAAUGUUGUUUGUAGAGUCUCCACGUUGUAAAGAAAGAUUGCAAAUCAGGCUUGAGUUAGAUGUUUAUGUAGAUGUUAAAGAGGAGAUUGAACUAUAUGGCCAGAGAUAUCUUGGCAUAAGUCUCAAUAGGAUCGGUUAUUACUACCAGGUUUUGGCAGAGGAACUUGAAUCAAUUGAAGGAAUCUCUUGGUUGGUGGUCAAGACUUGAUUACGAAUAUGAUUGAAUAUUGGGCUCUUGAGACAUAAGAAGUCAUGUCCUGAUCAGAUUGUUUGAGUGUAGCCAACUCAUACAGCCUUUGAAUGUCGUUGGAAAAACACUUUGAGCUUUCUUCCAAAAUGUAUGACAGGAUUUGAAUUUUGAAGGCUCUAAAACUCAUCAAGAUACUUAGCUAAUCAUAUUGCCGCAAUAAGGCACCAAGUUGAUGAUCCAGUCUUUCCCAUUCAUUGCGAUUUGCUUUUGGAAUGUCAUCCAUAGGCUUUUGCAGGUGUUCAUAGUAUCUGUGACCUAGAAACCAAUGCUUAACAGUUGCCAACCAAGCAAAACAAUUCUUUCCAUUUGACAUUUUCUAAGUUAAUUGUUGGAGUUCCAGAAGUAAGUAAAUAUGGACCACCAGAUGAAGAACUAUUCUUUGAUUGAGUCAAAUACCCUCUUCUUUUUUCUUUUUUCUUUUUUUUGUUUCAUGUAGUAGCUACAAACAGCAUUGGAUCAAGAAUCAGAUCCGAUGCACAAGAUAGGGAAGAGCCAGCAACCAGUUCUGGACAAGCGGCAUGAUAUUUUGAUCCUCGGGAGGAUACAUGGCUUUCAUGAUCUGGAAAUGUGCAGGGCAUGGACGGUUUUUUGGUGACUGGGUUUUGGGGACUAGGCUCAAAGUGACCCUUGAAAUAUUUUUAUGCAAACAGUAGCAGUGGCUGCUCCAUAACAUGAGAAGGGACAUUUGGAUUGAGAUCGUGACUGUUACAGUCCAUGGCCUUAGGGAUUAGAAGGUUUAGCUGGAUCAGAGACAGAACACAGAUGGGAUCAUGGGAUGGAGCCUGUUCAGAUAUGAGAGCAGUUUUUCUGAGUAGCUUAAGUGAAUUACUUAGUAUUUACUAGCCGUUAAUGAUGAUAACAUGCAUGUAUUUUAGGUACAAGAAUAGCUAUGACAUGAAUCUGAAAAUUAAUUGCUACAAAUUCCAAUGGGCUUUUAACUACUAAUUCCUACAGUUAUUUAGGCACACAAUCAUAACAAAAAUAAUAUGUACGAAUUAAAAAGUAUAUAUUGUAUCAAAAGUAAAUACUUGAGAUAUUAUCUUCAUUUUAUUAUCUUUUUUUGAUUCAUAUCUUCAUUUUAUUAACUAACAUGCCAUUAAAAUAAAAUUCAAUAUAUAAAAUAAACCAUAAAUAUUUAUAUGAUGGUACCCAUGCUAUGAAUGGGCCAAAUGUUUAGUUUUGCAUUACUAAUUUAUAAUAUUGUUAUUAUAUUCCUAAGUAUCAUUUCAUUAAGGGUGAUUUCAUUAGUUUGGAACAUACACUGGUGUUGACUAGUUGAAUCUGAGAGUAUCACAUAAAGCUUAAUACUGUGUUGUUCUACUUGCUACAGAUUUUCUAUUGUAAAAUUUAAGAAGUUUGUAAAUUGUUUCAGAGUCAGUUUUGUUUUGGUCUCUUAUGCUUGGGAUUGUGUUUUUUUUUUCUUUUUUUUUUUU
This is a messenger RNA of Cajanus cajan (pigeon pea), 3594 nucleotides long. RefSeq names its product molybdenum cofactor sulfurase (LOS5) (ABA3) (gene ABA3). Gene Ontology annotation, molecular function: molybdenum ion binding; molybdenum cofactor sulfurtransferase activity; pyridoxal phosphate binding. The record is from RefSeq and is a predicted model, not a curated record. Lineage: Eukaryota; Viridiplantae; Streptophyta; Magnoliopsida; Fabales; Fabaceae. Gene Ontology annotation, biological process: Mo-molybdopterin cofactor biosynthetic process.